Messenger RNA from Erpetoichthys calabaricus (reedfish), 2211 nucleotides. It is a transcript of the gene ccr7, whose product is annotated as chemokine (C-C motif) receptor 7. The coding region runs from base 204 to 1355 and encodes 383 amino acids. NCBI's taxonomy places the organism in Eukaryota, Metazoa, Chordata, Cladistia, Polypteriformes, Polypteridae. Gene Ontology annotation, cellular component: membrane. Gene Ontology annotation, molecular function: chemokine (C-C motif) ligand 19 binding; C-C motif chemokine 19 receptor activity; chemokine (C-C motif) ligand 21 binding. Gene Ontology annotation, biological process: G protein-coupled receptor signaling pathway; immune response; chemotaxis. The transcript is spliced from 3 exons. The record is from RefSeq and is a predicted model, not a curated record.
GAUGGCAACCUAAACUGGAAGGGGUGGGCGGCCGCGGUGCAAGUUCAGCAUGGAGGUCCCUCCUCCAGACUCAGACGCGUGCUGCCACACAAAAGUCACAACAGUCGGCGCCUGACACACAGCGAGCGGCACCACAGACUCCUUUCCGUUUUGAGAGCAGCCCGUCUGGCGGAGGCUUCCUGUAUAGCAAAGCAGCACGAGGGAUGGCCAGCAGCCUGGGAACCCAGAUGUUUCUCCCUGUGGUCCUUCAGCUUCUGAUCCUAGUGAAGGUUUGUGGGUCAGAAGACGCAUGGACUACUUUUGAUUAUGAAGACGAGCAGAACACCAGCUCCAGCACUAUCGACUACAGCCAGUAUGCGCUUGAGUGCCAAAAAGGAGAUGUCCGCAGUUUCAGGGCUUGGUUUUUACCCAUUAUCUACACCAUCAUCUGCCUCUUGGGGUUUAUAGGAAACAUGAUGGUGAUUCUUACUUACAUCUACUUCAAUAGGCUAAAGACCAUGACGGACAUUUAUUUGCUGAACUUGGCUAUUGCUGACAUUCUCUUUGUCCUCACCCUUCCCUUCUGGGCUUCCAGUUACAUCAUCGGCUGGGUCUUUGGCUCGGGGUCCUGCAAAAUGGUCUUCUGUAUUUACAAGCUGAGCUUCUUUAGUGGGAUGCUGUUGCUCAUGUGCAUUAGUGUGGAUCGUUAUUAUGCCAUUGCCCAUGCAACCUCAGCCCACGGGCGCCGGUCUAAGGUAAUCUAUUACAGCAAAGUGUCCAGCAUUUGCCUGUGGAUCAUGGCUUUCCUGUUUGCCAUGCCUGACCUUGUGCACAGUGGUGUUCAGCAAAGAAACAAUGUUAAUAUCUGCAUGCAUACAUCAGAAAAUCUUGUCAACCUUAAAGUAUGGCUUCACAUAGGCCAGAUAACUGUGGGCUUCAUGCUCCCCUUACUGGUGAUGUGCUUCUGCUACUUUGUAAUUAUUCGGACACUGCUUCAGGCCCGCAACUUUGAGAAAAACAAGGCCAUCAAAGUCAUCUUUGCCGUGGUCCUGAUAUUUCUUGCUUUUCAGCUGCCGUACAAUGGAGUCAUGCUAAUGAGAACCAUCUCCAUGUCCUUCAAGAACAACACAAACUGUGAGUACGAAAAGAAAAUGGACAUUGCCGAAGAUAUCACCAAAAGUCUCGCCUUCCUGCGCUGCUGCCUGAACCCGAUCCUGUACGCGUUCAUUGGCGUGAAGUUUCGCAAUGACCUAGUUCGGCUCCUAAAGGAAAUCGGCUGUAUCAGCCAGCAGCAGCUGUUCCGCUACACAUCCUGCAAGCAGAAGAGAUCCUCGCUAGCCAUGGAUACAGACACAACCACCACGUUUGCUGUCUGAGAGUACGGUCCAUUUUGUCCUAUUGUAGCGUGCCAAACUUGACAGCCAAAAAAGGAACAGUUGCAAAUUUGACUUCCAUUAACUGCAGAAAAGAGGAUUUUGAAAUUCAACUCACACCUUUAUAAAUAUUUAUGUAUCCUGCUUACUCUCUGAUGGUUAGUCAUAUACGAGUGACUUUGCAUUCGCUAAGAUCACCUUUAUGUUACAAGAGGAGCUCAUUUACACCAUGUGAAGACUUGGUUGGCAUGGGGAGUCCGGGCUGUUCAGCAGAGACAGUGAUGUGUUGCAUUAAGAGGAAAACAAACUGCGGUAUGUUCGUGGCUUUAAACGACAGUACAGUAUAUGUAAUAUUCUGGUGGUCACUCUAAUGAGAAUGAUGUUCAUUAAGGCUAAGUGCUCAAAGCUUCUCACAAUUGUGGCCAUGGUGCACAGAUAUAGCACUCUUAGUUAUGCAACAGUGCCACCUUGUGGCCUCCUGUAUAUACUCAGAAAAAUAAAGUUUACGAAGGAGCAAAUAUUGAUUGGAACUAAGGUUUGUUAUAAAUAACCACCUGGAAAGUGAAAUGAAUAAUGAAAGUAUACUUAAAUAUAGAUGAUGUUGAAGCAUUGAUUGCACUGAUAAUAAAAAUACAACAUGCUGAUUGUUUAAUUCACCCUGUUAAGUGUAUGAAGCUGUUUAGUUGACUUCCUUAUGCCGAAGAUGUAUUGUUUAUAGAAACUAAUUUUGGGCUCAUUAUUAUCCAUCAUUAAUUCUGAAAAUUACCAGCCGAGCCAUUUAUAUUCCUUUCUAUGAAUGUGCAAAGUAUUGUGAGGUUAUAAAGCUAUUUUUUACUACUCUUAUUUCAACUAAUAAAUA